UUUAAGGUCGGCUGGCCUCCGCCCUUUUCUUGAUUAGCGCAUAUGCGGUCCCUGUCUAGAUCGACGAUGGAAGGGAGAAAGCUCUCUUCUUUUUGGCCAUCUUUUGGAAUAUAAUAAAUUCCAUUAUUCUCUCUCCAGACAGCCUUCUAUUUCAAGUCACACUCUGUCCUGGUUUUAUCUCACGCGGACAUGGAAGCUUGAUCGCCUCCUCUCUCUCUUUCUCUCUCUCUCUGCCGGAGACUUCUCAGAAGGGCUGCUUCUUUCCUGCAGCGUACGUCUGUCGUUUCCAGAAACCAGUAGCUGUUUCUUCUGUGCUUUUCCUUUUUGGGUUUGUGAAGUUCUUGAAGAAUGGUCUGGUUAGGAUCGUGGUGCUGAACAUCUUCUGAAGUGCUGUCGGUGGCCUGAGGUUCUUGCGGGUUUCGGUUCUUGGGGGAGCUUUGAUUCUUGAUUUUGCUUGCUGAUAUUUGUGGCGUUUCUCUUUCAUUUGGAAGUCCAUAUGUGAAUCCACUGUCUGAACGGGAGAAGAAAAAAAAUCUAAUCUUCAUCUUGUCCUCUUGCCACCUUCUCCCUUUACACACUUCGCCGCUUCACAUCGCGACUUGAGGGAAGCUCGCCGCUUUCUUGCCGAAUCCUCCCAAAACCCUCUUCAUACGCUCCAAUCCCAAAUCCUCUCCUCUUCAGCUGAACCUAGCCGGGCCAAGAUUCAGCUCCGCACAUACCCUUUGAGCUCUAGCUCGCAGAUUCACUCUCAAAAUCGAGUCUUUUCGGCCUCAGAACCGCCUAUUUCGACCAUUUUCGGUGCCCAGAGCUCUCGUGACUUGAACCCUUUUUUGGAUAAGCCUCGCUUGAGAAGGAGGUGAGAAAAAUGCAGCAGGACCCGUCAUCGCUAUUUCAGCCCACGACGAGGCCUCAAUUCCCGGAGCAAGAGCAGCUGAAAUGCCCGCGCUGCGAUUCCACCAACACCAAGUUCUGCUACUACAACAACUACAACCUCUCCCAGCCGCGCCACUUCUGCAAGAGCUGCCGCCGCUACUGGACCAAAGGCGGCGCCCUCCGCAACAUCCCCGUCGGCGGCGGCACCCGGAAGACCGCCAAGCGGGCCUCCUCCAAGUCCAAGCGCCACAAUGCCGGGUCUGGUUCAGACGCGGGCGCGGACCACCCGCAAGCCCCUGGGUCGAGCCAGGCCCACAGCCGGACCACCGAAGAGGCGUCGCAAUCUCCGCCGCCAGGCUUCGUCGGGCCGACGUUGGAUCUGGAUCCGGCCCGGUUUUACGGCUCGCCAUCCGACCUGGAAAGGAGGAUGCUUGAUGUGAACGGAUCCUUCAGCUCCCUCCUGGGGACGAGCGGGCCAUUCUUGAGCAUCUUGGAGGGUCCGAAUUUGAACGCCUCGGGAGCGAGCAGCAUGGUGCGGUUCGGGGGCCUCGGGGACGAAGUGAAACCGGGUCAUGGCCACGUCCCGGGGUCGGCUCGCGAGCCGGGCGCAGCGGCGGACGGGGCCGAGAAUUUCAUGGACAUCCAGAACGGGGAUGCGGGUUGCUGGACAGGCGGGAGCGGAUGGCCCGACCUCGCCAUCUAUACCCCGGGUUCGAGUUUUCACCGAUAGAGAGAGAUAGAGAGAUUACUACUAAAAUUUGGUCGAUUGUCUAUUCCUUCCGUUUUCCUAUCUCUUCCCUCAUUUAUCUUCACGGUGACGAGUUUCCUGGCAUCGGAAUGUAGAUGAGAAAGCGGAAGAAGGUACAUUACACACCUUAGUAUAUACCGCUAAAACAUAUGAUCAUAGGUAUGCUUUUGGUCUUGGAUUAUGUUGUAGCCCCUCUUGUGCUGGAUCUAUGUUGUCCCCACGACUUACUUAUGUGACUGAAUUUACAAACUACAGUAGGCUUUGUGAUAUAGGGUGUGCUUUGCACUUGUAGUGUUCGACUUUUUUACCAAGAAGAAGAAGUGAUGUUGAAUCCAUUGCGCAAGAGAGAGGAAGGAAUGCAAGCAUUUUGGCAUUUUGCUUCUGUGCUUUUUCUUUGGGAGUUCUGCAAGUCAUUCUUACAAUGUGGGGGGUGAUGAUUUGAGAUGAUGAGGGCAUGUUCUGACUGAGAUGAUGAGGUGGGACUGGGAGUGGGUGAAAGAUAUGGGAAGUGGGGGGGCAACAGGAGUCUCUUGGUUUCUGGUUGAAUGGAUUUUGCGGUUUGUCUUGUAAAGCAUGGACAAAGAACUGGUUGUGAUCUCAUUGGAUAUUAUUUUAUUGCCGGAAGUUUCUAUCUU
Eucalyptus grandis is the source of this 2256-nucleotide messenger RNA. RefSeq names its product dof zinc finger protein DOF3.1. NCBI's taxonomy places the organism in Eukaryota, Viridiplantae, Streptophyta, Magnoliopsida, Myrtales, Myrtaceae. Gene Ontology annotation, biological process: regulation of DNA-templated transcription. Gene Ontology annotation, molecular function: DNA binding; DNA-binding transcription factor activity. The record is from RefSeq and is a predicted model, not a curated record. The coding region runs from base 866 to 1603 and encodes 245 amino acids. The transcript has a single exon.